AUGGCACCACCAUCAGCGAUACUUAAGAAAAAAGCCUCAUCGAAAAAUCCACCUGUUUUUAGUCAAGAAUUUAUAAUUCAAAAUCAUGGUGAUAUUGCAUGUUGUAUUUUAAUGGUUCUAACAGUUGGUACACUAUUUCAUGCAACAUCAUCUUAUAGUGGGGUAUUUUUUGGUCCUCGCCAUAAUGUUACAAACUUUGAUUCAUAUAAUACAAUACCAUCUCCACUUUUUAAUUAUGGUUAUAAAGAUUUAUUGAUGCUUUUUUCUUAUAUUCUUGUAUGUAUAACGCUUCAUGCUGUUUGGCAAGAAUAUGUCUUAGAUAAAUUAAAUAAAAAAUUGCAUUUAUCAAAAUCUAAAAAUGCAAAAUUUUUUGAAUCAGGUCAACUUAUUUUAUUCUACGUUAUAAGUAUUUUAUGGGCAUGCAUAAUAUUUAAAGAUGAAGCUUAUUUUCAAUCUGGUUUAAAAGAUCUUUGGCAUGAUUAUCCUUAUGUCGGCAUGACAAUAUGGACAAAAUUUUUUUUUAUUAUACAAAUUUCUUAUUGGUUACAUAAUUUUCCUGAAUUAUAUUUACAAAAAGUUCGAAAAGAAGAUAUACCAUCUCGUAUUAUUUAUACAAGUUUAUAUUUAAUAACAAUUCUUUACGGUUAUUUCACACGUUUUUGGCAUAUAACAUUAGUUUUAUUAACAAUACAUUAUUUUAUUGAAAUUUUUUAUCAUUUAUCACGUUUAGCUUAUUUUUAUGCUGCAACUAAAACACAUUCAGCAAAGGCUAAAACAAUUGCAAAAACGUUAUUUAAAAUAUGGAAUUGCGUUUUUAUAGUUGGUCGUUUAACAUCAAUAGUUUUAACAUGGAUAACAUUUUGGUUUGGUUUAAAAAAUUCAUCUGUUGAUAACAUAUCAUAUACAUCAAUGUCUCCUACAGAUUCAAUUGAUGCAUCAAAUGAAUCAAUUAUGGUUCUUAAUUUUAAUACACCAACUAUACGUUUAUUUACACUUGUUACAAUUGGUGCUUUACAAUUUUGGUUGGUUUGGAAUUUUAUUCAGUUCCAGAUGAGACGUCGACAUGGACAACGUAGUGAACAAUCAACAACGACAACUUUAACAAAAGUUUCAAAUAAACUUAAACAAAAACAGCAAGACUUAAAAAAUGGUAAAUCAGACAAUGAUGAAACAGAUGAACAUCCUGUUAUAACUGCUAAUGGAUAUGAUAGUAAAAAAAGCAACUAA
Messenger RNA from Rotaria sp. Silwood1, 1227 nucleotides. Lineage: Eukaryota; Metazoa; Rotifera; Eurotatoria; Philodinida; Philodinidae. The record is from the annotation of a GenBank genome assembly.